This is a messenger RNA of Galleria mellonella (greater wax moth), 2866 nucleotides long. It is a transcript of the gene gammaCOP, whose product is annotated as coatomer subunit gamma. Gene Ontology annotation, molecular function: structural molecule activity. The coding region runs from base 91 to 2685 and encodes 864 amino acids. The record is from RefSeq and is a predicted model, not a curated record. Gene Ontology annotation, cellular component: endoplasmic reticulum-Golgi intermediate compartment; COPI vesicle coat; Golgi membrane. The transcript is spliced from 2 exons. Gene Ontology annotation, biological process: protein secretion; endoplasmic reticulum to Golgi vesicle-mediated transport; intra-Golgi vesicle-mediated transport. NCBI's taxonomy places the organism in Eukaryota, Metazoa, Arthropoda, Insecta, Lepidoptera, Pyralidae.
CAACUAAACAUUACUAUUGAUUGAGUGACGUGUAAAGUGUAUUCGUCGGCGCCCCAUAAUUUUCUUAUUUCUAAAAAGAAAAAGCUCAAAAUGAGCUCUUUCAAACGUGAUAAAAAAGAAGAGGAGGAUAGUGGUGGCAAUCCAUAUCAGAAUCUGGACAAAACGAUUGUAUUACAAGAAGCCAGAUACUUCAACCAGACUCCAGUGAAUCCACGAAAAUGCUGUCUGAUUUUGUCGAAAGUUCUCUAUUUGUUGAAUCAAGGAGAAAAAUUUACUACACAGGAGGCAACUGAGGCUUUUUUCGCUACAACAAAACUGUUUCAAUCGAAGGAUGUCAUGUUACGACGUAUGGUUUACUUGUGCAUAAAAGAACUGAGUACACUGGCCCAAGAUGUAAUAAUUGUUACCUCUUCCUUGACUAAAGACAUGACUGGCAAGGAGGAUCUAUAUCGAGCAGCAGCAAUAAGGGCUCUAUGUAGUAUAACUGAUAGCACCAUGCUGCAAGCUAUAGAGAGAUAUAUGAAACAAGCGAUUGUAGAUAAGAAUCCUGCAGUGAGCUCGGCGGCGCUCGUAUCCGCUUUGCAUUUAUCGUCGACCGCUCCAGAUUUAGUUCGGCGAUGGGCGAAUGAGGCACAGGAAGCCAUCAGUUCAGACAACCCAAUGGUGUCAUACCAUGCCCUUGGAGUUGUGGCUGGUUCCAGAAAGAAUGAUAAGUUAUCAACAGUAAAACUUGUCACCCGUCUUGCUCGUUCUCCUUUAAAAUCUCCAUAUGCUCUUUGCCUUCUCAUUCGUCUUGCUGCACAACUUGUAGAAGACGAUGAUUCUGAAGCAUCUCAACCUUAUAUUGAAUUUAUUGAAUGCUGCCUUCGCCACAAAUCUGAAAUGGUAAUCUAUGAAGCAGCUCAUGCAAUUGUGAACCUCCGGAAAACUGCAAGGGACCUUGCCCCCGCUGUUUCUGUGUUGCAACUCUUCUGUGGUUCUUCUAAAGCGUCAUUAAGACUUGCUGGUGCUAGGACCCUGGCGAGAUUGACAGCAAAACACCCUACAGCUGUUGCUGCAUGUGCUGUCGACUUAGAAAACUUAAUAUCAGAUCCAAAUCGUUCUGUAGCCACUUUAGCAGUUACAACUUUGCUAGCAACAGGGGCAGAGAGUUCUGUUGAUAGACUAAUGAAGCAAAUAUCAAGUUUCGUGUCUGAAAUUUCUGAUGAGUUCAAAAUAGUUGUCGUGAGGGCCAUAAGACGCCUAUGCACCAAGUUCCCGAGAAAACAUCAGUCAUUGGCAGCAUUUUUAGCCGGGAUGCUUCGAGAUGAAGGUGGUUUGGAAUAUAAAGCUGCCAUUGCUGACGCUAUAAUUGCUUUGGUUGAGGAAAACCCUGAUGCUAAAGAGACAGGUCUAGCUCAUCUAUGUGAAUUUAUUGAAGAUUGUGAACAUACAGCUUUGGCUGUACGUAUUCUGCAUUUGUUAGGUCGCGAAGGCCCGAAAUCCCGUCAACCAUCACGUUACAUACGUUUUAUAUACAACAGAGUUAUCUUGGAGUCCGGACCUGUUCGUGCUGCCGCUGUUUCCGCUGUUGCCCAAUUUGGUGCUCAAAGGCCUGAAUUAUUGCCUAACAUUAGCGUUCUACUGUCAAGGUGCCAAUUAGAUGAUGAAGAUGAAGUCAGAGACAGAGCUAUAUAUUUUAGUGCGAUCUUAGAAACUGGGGAUCAGCAACUGAUUAAUGAUUACAUUAUAAAUGUGUCUAAACCAAAUCCAGUUUUGCUUGAAAAGGCUUUAAGGGACCAUAUCGCAACACGGCCUGAAGAACCGUUUGAUAUAAACGCAGUACCAACGGAAGAAGAACCAAAAGAAAAUAAAGAGGCAAUUGUUGAGAUUGAAGUUAGGAAACCAGUUCAAGUAUCGAUGGAAGAGAUGUAUGCAGAACAAUUGUCGAAGAUUGCAGGUAUAGAAAGGCUGGGGCCAGUAUUCAAGACCAAUAAUCCAGUUGAUUUGACAGAAGCUGAGACGGAAUAUAGAGUGCGUCUGAUUAAGCAUAUUUUCGGUCGUCAUGUUGUAUUACAAUUUGAAUGUGUGAACACACUUAGCGAUCAAGUACUUGAAGAUGUUCAUGUAAGAUUGGAAUGUCCACCUGAAUAUGAAGUAAAAUCCAUUACUCCAUGUCAAAAAUUGGUUUAUGAUAAACCUGACAGUGUGUUCGUCAUUGUGGAAUAUCCAAGUGCAUUUUUGGACAGUCUAGGAACCUUCGGUGCUAGCUUGGAAUUUACAGUCCGCGAUUGUGAUCCUAAUACGGGGGUUCCUGAUCCUGGAGAAGGUUAUGCUGACAAUUAUCCACUGGAAGAGUUUGAAAUGGGUUGUGCUGACCAGAUUCGCGCUAGAGCUGCUACAGACGAUUGGGAACAAACUUGGGAGCGUGCAGCAAACGCUCCUGAAGCGUCAGACACAUUUAUACUGUCGCAGAAUGACAUAAACGAUGCAGCUAAAGCUGUUUGUGAGCAUCUUGGUCUGCCAAAGAAUGCCAUAAUAGGAGAAGCUGUCAAGGAGAUCCGUGGUGGUGGUAUAUUUAGAGGAGGAGCACCAGUAUUGGUAAGAGCUCGUUUAGCAGGAGGUAGUGCUGGCAUUACCAUGAAGUUGGCCUCCAGAUCCCCUAGAGAGGACAUCGCACAAUUACUUCUUGCAGCAGUAGGAUAAACAGUGUAAUACAAUAUUUGAUUUCCAACUUAUAUGUCGAAUUAUAAUGAUAUGUUUUUAUAGGUUAUUCUGUCAUUGAGAUAUGUGAUGUAUACUUUUCAUAUUUUGUAGGCCUGGCCUACCAUAGCCAAUAUUAAAUGUUCAUUACAAAUUAUUACAUAAUUAUACAUGUUAUUUCCUA